UUGAUUGAAUGGGUUGGAGGCAGCUAUCCAAAAACUCAACACCACAUUGAAGAAAUUAAUGGAAGAGGAAGAUGCACGUUAUGCUGAGUACACGAUGUUACGCACAAUUGAUACCUUGCGUUUGGACCGUGUUGAGGAGCAAUUGGUUGCAGUUCAGGAAGAGAUCGAUGCUUCUGAUUUUCUCGAUGUCGAUGUCGAGAUGAUUGUUUCAGAUGCUUUAAGAGAAACCUUUUUAGUUGUUCAUGCUGCUGCUAAUUUGAGUAAUGCUAAAGUGAUCGAACCAUCCAUUUCAAAGUUUUAUGCAGUUCCCGUAAUCAAAGGUUUUCUUCCCUUCACUGUCAUACCCUGUAGUUUUAGCAAGCAACUGGGGUCUUCACCAAUGAUUGCCGUAGGGGAUUUCAACAUCAUUGUCCCGCUUACCCUGCAUACGAUACUUCUACUGGAUCCACCUAACUUAGUAUCCAUUCCGCCGCCGCCGCUCGUCCCACCAUGGUUUCAUCACUCAGUUUACCCAAGACUAUCUAAUUCAUCGCCCUCAUCUAAGGUAAACAACCUUCCUCUCUAUUUCCAAUUUAAGCAAAAGAAAUUAUGUGGAAGUCACUCUCACAGUACACGCAUAAUUGAUAGUAGAAUUCUUGUUGUUUAUGUGAUAACAUUGUGCUUCCUUUUGUUUGAGUGAUCAUCAAAUAGUCGGUCUUAUAGAUGGGAAAUUAAGGGUUGGUUGCAAUAUAGAUUAUAGUAUGUAACCAACCCAGUUGUAUGUUUUGAUCAUUCUUUGUAAGUAUAAAAUCUGGACUAUACAAACAUAUGUUCAAAUCUCUUCAUAAAGAAAAAUCAACAGCUUACAACAGAGUAUGGGCUAACAUGGACUAAAUAUAUUUGCUUACUAUAUCUAUUAGUAAACAUGAUAAGUAAUCUAAAAGAAUAUCAGAAAAUCACUUUUACAAGUGAUAUAAACCUCAGUAUCAGUCAGCAUGUUUUAUUAUGCUGUUGUGUAAAAUGUAUCAUAAACUAUGGUUCCAUACUCUAUUGCCAUGUGUGUCAAAUUUCUAAAGGGAAAAUGUGAAUGGUUUUUUUUUUUUUUUGAGUUGGUAAAUCAUAUAUGUAGAAUCUCAUAUUCACACAAAAUAUUAUCUUGAAAAGGGUUAGGAUAGAGUCCAACUUUAAAUUGAGGGUGUGUCAAUGUUUAAGCUCCGAGGUUAACAAUUUCACGACCGAUAUCUGCAUAAAUAACUAUUAUAUUUUUGGUCUGAUUGGUGGAGGAAGUUUGAGAAUUUAUAAACGCGACUUACAACAAAAGGUUUUGGAGAUUGUAGGCAUCUCAAUGAAGCAGGCUGAAGCAAAGUUUGGCUAUCUUCUUGAAGCGCUUGACAUGGGGGCUCCCCCACAUGGAGGCAUAGCUUUUGGUUUGGACAGACUGGUUAUGUUGCUGGAAGGGGCUAGUUCAAUCAGGGAUGUCAUUGCUUUCCCCAAAACAACUACUGCACAGUGUGCCCUGACCAGGUCUCCAUCCGAAGUAGACCCGCAACAGCUGAAAGAUCUUUCGAUUACUACGUAGAUAGAUAUUUAGCUCUUCAUAGUUUCUCUUACUUAUACCAUUUUUGUACUCUACCAAGGAAAAAUUCAUGUACGCAUAAAUAAAUCAAUAUAGGUUACAAUGUAAACUUACUUUUUCAUGUUGUUUAUCGCAUUUUUUGAGCCAAAGAAAGCCAUAUUAUUUAUUCAAACACAUAAUAAAGCUUAGUGUCGACACCUUCUCUUUGUUAUUUCUGAAUAGGAGAAUAAUUGAUUACCAAAACACAACUUCUCCACUAACUAAUGACAUUAGCCAUUUCAACUUAACUAGCUAUUGUUCUUUAUGCUUGUAUCUAUCAACUACUUUUGGCUUGUGUGCAAAAUAAUAUUAUUAACAAUGAAAGAUAAGGAAGUGAAAGUUUACAAAUAAAACCAGUUCAAUCAUACUUCUCUAACAGGUUAAAUAAAUUCAUGGUAUCUUAUCCAUAAAUUAAUUUUUUUUAACACUACUAAUAGAUAAGUUUUUUGGAAUGGAAGAAUAAAGUGUCUGAAGCAGGUAUUGGUAUUGGCUGAGAAAUUAUAAAAGAUAACUAAAGAAACAGGCACUUUUGGUAAUUCA
This is a messenger RNA of Vicia villosa (hairy vetch), 2134 nucleotides long. RefSeq names its product aspartate--tRNA ligase, chloroplastic/mitochondrial-like. Lineage: Eukaryota; Viridiplantae; Streptophyta; Magnoliopsida; Fabales; Fabaceae. Gene Ontology annotation, molecular function: aspartate-tRNA ligase activity; ATP binding. Gene Ontology annotation, biological process: aspartyl-tRNA aminoacylation. Bases 1325 to 1558 code for a protein of 77 amino acids. The transcript is spliced from 4 exons. The record is from RefSeq and is a predicted model, not a curated record.